UAGCGCCAAACGCUAAAACAACGUUCGUAUCUUGUUUGGAGAAUAAGACUUUUGACGUCCGUGACCCAGAACUCUGACAGGCGGACGUUUUUGUGUCCUGUCUACUGAAGGCAAAAGCCUUAAUUCUACGUAAGCUAUUUUCUACGCAGUGUUUGAGCUUCAGUCUUCAUUCCACGUUAGAUAUAUCCCGCAAUUUCCUUUGCUGAAUCAAACUGCCUCCGCAACAAUGCGCGUUCACGUCGGUUAGAGUUUCCGUCCUGAGAAUUGCAGCUGCUGGCUUCCCGUCUGUGUUGUAGAAUAAAAACGAAGAGGAAAAAAUACUGCUGUUGCUUGCCAAUUAUAUAGCGAUUCUUUUUUUCCUCUCAGUUGGACUUGUAUCGGAACAGUUUCACACAUUCAUUUGCUAGCCAUCAUAUGAAUAUAUAAAUUAAACUAAACCAAUUUUUGACCUUUUUAAAGGCCUUUUAUCUGGAAAAAGGAUGUCGAAGCGGUUACGGAACAGCGAGGUUUGCGCUGAUUGUAGCGUUCCAGAGCCUCGUUGGGCCUCGGUAAACAGAGGGGUGUUGAUCUGUGAUGAGUGCUGCAGUGUUCACCGCAGCCUGGGCCGACACAGCUCCCAGGUCCGCCACCUGACGCACACGCCCUGGCCGCCUACCCAGCUACAGAUGGUUCAGACCUUAUACAACAAUGGUGCAAAUUCAAUAUGGGAGCACUCCCUGCUGGAUCCUGCCUCCGUCAUGAGUGGGAAGCGCAAAGCCAACCCGCAGGACAAAGUCCACCCAAACAAAACAGAGUUCAUAAAAGCCAAAUAUCAAAUGCUGGCGUUUGUCCACCGGAUGCCAUGCCGCGAUGACGACAGCUUUACGGCUAAGGACCUGAGCAAGCAACUUCACUCCAGCGUCCGGACGGGUAAUCUGGAGACCUGCCUGAGGUUACUUUCCCUGGGAGCACAGGCCAACUUCUUCCAUCCGGAGAAAGGGAACACGCCCUUGCACGUGGCUGCCAAAGCGGGGCAGGUCUCGCAGGCAGAGCUGCUUACCGUUUAUGGGGCUGACCCAGGAGCGCCCGACAGCAGUGGCAAAACCCCCAUUGACUAUGCAAGGCAAGCUGGGCACCAUGACCUUGCUGACCGACUGGUGGAGAUUCAGUAUGAGCUUACUGACAGGCUAGCGUUCUACCUCUGUGGGAGGAAACCAGAUCAUAAAAACGGACAACACUUUAUAAUCCCCCAAAUGGCAGACAGGAAUGUCAGUCUGGAUUUGUCAGAAUUGGCAAAAGCUGCAAAGAAAAAACUUCAAUCUCUCAGUAAUCAUUUGUUUGAAGAAUUGGCGAUGGAUGUAUACGAUGAAGUGGACAGAAGAGAAACUGAUGCCGUAUGGCUAGCAACUCAGAAUCAUAGCACCCUGGUAACAGAAACAACAGUCGUGCCUUUCCUUCCUGUGAACCCUGAAUAUUCAUCAACAAGAAACCAGGGGAGACAGAAGCUUGCAAGGUUCAAUGCGCAUGAGUUUGCAACGCUCGUUAUAGAUAUUUUAAGCGACGCAAAACGUCGGCAACAGGGAAACUCUGUUGCAAGCCCAAAAGAAAAUGUGGAACUAAUCCUGAAGGGUGUAGGAAGUCGGCAUGGAAGUGAAGCCCAGGACAACGACCAGCCUGACUACGACAGCGUGGCAUCAGACGAAGACACUGAUCAAGAACCACCCUCUGGCAAAGCAGAUAGGGCCAAGAGCGUGGAUUCAGAUCUUUCGGAUGGGCCCAUCACGGUGCAGGAGUUCCUUGAGGUGAAGAACGCACUGACUGCCUCAGAGGCCAAGAUCCAGCAACUCAUGAAGGUCAACAGCAACCUGAGCGACGAGCUGCGACUUAUGCAGAAAAAGCUUCAGUCGCUGCAAAGCGAGAACACCUCUCUGAGGCGGCAGGUCACAACCAAUAUCUAUCAGGUCCCCAGCGGUUCAGACUACCCCGACCCUUCCAGCCCCUCUGCCCUGAAGCGCCGGCCUUCUGCGCGGGGCAGCCGCCCCAUGUCUAUGUAUGAGACUGGCUCGGGGCUGAAGCCCUAUCUCCCCAAGGGAGAGACCCCCUACCCAGAAGAGGGUAUCCCCACUCUGCAACCCUUCCCGCCUCAUAUCGGGAGAGGGGCUUUUGUGACCACCUCUUCAUCCCUCCCCUCCUUCCCUUCCACCCUGUCCUGGUCACGGGACGAGAGCGCGCAAAGGGCCUCCAAGCUGGAAAAGCAGAGCAGCAUGCCAGAUAGUGACUAUGACAACACAACCAACGACUCUGAGCUGGACGACACGGGCCUGGGUCGGAAGGGCAAGCUGAGGAGCAGCGGCUGGCAGGGAGAGGGCUCCAUCCCGGAGCUGGACGACCUGGAGGCGGAGCCUGACUCCACCCUACCCAGCACCGAGGACGUCAUCCGCAAGACUGAGCAGAUAACCAAGAACAUCCAGGAGCUCCUUCGGGCGGCGCAGGAGAACAAGCACGAGAGCUUUAUACCAUGCUCAGAAAGAAUACAUGUUGCUGUGACAGAAAUGGCCGCGUUAUUUCCCAAGAAGCCCCGCUCAGAGACCGUACGGGCCUCCCUGCGCCUCCUGACAUCCAGUGCCUACCGGCUGCAGUGUGAGUGCAAGAAGGCGGCACCGGCCGAGACCGGCCCUGGCCCAGACAUGCAGCUGGUCACCCAGCAGGUCAUCCAGUGCGCCUACGACAUCGCCAAGGCCGCCAAGCAGCUCGUCACCAUCACCACCAAAGAGAACAACAACUGACCACAUCAACAGGGAGGCCAUGCGCUGACCCAAAGGCCCAACAUUUCUGCUUGGUUAACAUGUUAUUUGCCUUUUUUUUUAAAAAAAAAAAAAAAGAAAAGAA
This is a messenger RNA of Megalops cyprinoides (Indo-Pacific tarpon), 2868 nucleotides long. It is a transcript of the gene git2a, whose product is annotated as G protein-coupled receptor kinase interacting ArfGAP 2a. Gene Ontology annotation, biological process: regulation of ARF protein signal transduction; brain development. Bases 480 to 2765 code for a protein of 761 amino acids. NCBI's taxonomy places the organism in Eukaryota, Metazoa, Chordata, Actinopteri, Elopiformes, Megalopidae. The transcript is spliced from 21 exons. The record is from RefSeq and is a predicted model, not a curated record. Gene Ontology annotation, molecular function: GTPase activator activity; protein binding.